GACAACAGUCUGAGGGAGGGGCACGGCAAACAAGCCCCGCGAAGUUUCGAGGACCCGGAUAAUCCCGCCCCCAGAACAGAGCCGGAAGAGGGCGGGGCGAGCCGGAAGAAGGUGAAAUGCUUUCAGUAGGCACUCCAUGGCUGUGAAGAUGGCGGCGGCUGCGUGGCUUCAGGUGUUGCCUGUCAUUCUUCUGCUUCUGGGGGCUCAGCCGUCCCCGUUGUCACUUUUCGGUGCAGGACCGGCACCCGUGUCUGCUGCCGACCGGUCGAAGUGGCACAUUCCGAUACCGUCGGGGAAAAAUUAUUUUAGUUUUGGAAAGAUCCUCUUCAGAAAUACCACUAUAUUCCUGAAAUUUGAUGGAGAACCUUGUGAUCAGUCUUUGAAUAUAACCUGGUAUCUGAAAAGUGCUGAUUGUUACAAUGAAAUCUAUAGCUUCAAGUCAGAAGAAGUAGAGACAUACUUGGAAAAACUUAAGGAAAAAAGAGGCUUGUCUGGGAAAUAUCAAACGUCAUCAAAAUUGUUCCAGAACUGCAGUGAACUCUUUAAAACACAGAGCUUUUCUGGGGAUUUUGUGCAUCGACUGCCUCUUUUAGGAGAAAAGCAAGAGGCUAAGGAGAAUGGAACAAAUCUUACCUUUAUUGGAGACAAAACUGCUAAAUUACUGGAGGUUGAACCACUGGAUCCAAGGGCAAUGCAUGAACCAUUGCAAACUUGGCAAGAUGCACCAUACAUUUUUAUUGUACAUGUUGGCAUUUCAUCCUCAAAGGAAUUAUCAAAAGAAAAUUCACUAAGUAAUCUUUUUACCAUGACUGUUGAAGUGAAGGGUCCAUAUGAAUACCUCACACUUGAAGACUACCCCUUGAUGAUUUUUUUUAUGGUGAUGUGUAUUGUAUAUGUCCUGUUUGGUGUUCUAUGGCUGGCAUGGUCUGCCUGCUACUGGCGAGAUCUUCUGAGAAUUCAGUUUUGGAUUGGUGCUGUCAUCUUCUUGGGAAUGCUUGAGAAGGCUGUCUUCUAUGCAGAAUUUCAGAAUAUUCGGUACAAAGGAGAAUCAGUGCAAGGUGCCUUGAUCCUUGCAGAGCUGCUUUCUGCAGUGAAACGCUCACUGGCUCGAACGCUGGUCAUAAUAGUCAGUCUGGGAUAUGGCAUAGUCAAGCCACGCCUUGGAGUCACUCUUCACAAGGUUGUGGUAGCAGGAGCCCUCUAUCUUUUGUUCUCUGGCAUGGAAGGGGUCCUCAGAGUUACUGGGUAUUUUUCUUAUUCCUUGGCUCUGACAGUAAACCUGGCCCUCUCAGCAAUUGAUGCCUGUUUUAUUUUAUGGAUAUUUAUUAGCCUGACUCAAACGAUGAAGCUAUUAAAACUUCGGAGGAACAUUGUAAAACUCUCCUUAUACCGACAUUUUACCAACACGCUUAUCUUGGCAGUGGCAGCAUCUAUUGUAUUUAUCAUCUGGACAACCAUGAAGUUCAGGAUAGUGACGUGUCAGUCGGACUGGCGGGAGCUGUGGGUAGAUGAUGCCAUUUGGCGGUUGCUGUUCUCCAUGAUCCUCUUUGUCAUCAUGAUUCUUUGGCGACCAUCUGCAAACAACCAGAGGUUUGCCUUUUCACCAUUGUCUGAGGAAGAGGAGGAGGAUGAACAAAAGGAACCUAUGCUGAAGGAAAGCUUUGAAGGAAUGAAAAUGAGAAGUACCAAACAAGAACCCAAUGGAAAUAGUAAAGGAAACAAAGUACAGGAAGAUGAUUUGAAAUGGGUAGAAGAGAAUGUUCCUUCUUCAGUGACAGAUGUAGCACUACCAGCCCUUCUGGAUUCAGAUGAGGAGCGAAUGAUCACACACUUUGAAAGAUCCAAAAUGGAGUAAAGAAUGGGAAGAUUUGCAGUCGAAGAUGGCUACUAUCAGGGAAGAGAUCAGCUUCUGUGUCAGUCUUCUACACUGCUCCAUAGGAUUAAAGGAGGCAAUGACAUCCUGAUCUGUUCCUUGAUCUUUGGGAAUUGGAGUUGGCAAGAGGUGUCAGAAUGAGGAGAACAUCUUAUUGAAAAUAACUUCAUAAGAUGAGAAAAAUCUACAAGCUUCUUAUUUACAACAUUGAUGACCUUUUCCCUCCCAAACCCUGACAUGGAUGUUUAUGCAACUUAUGUGUGUUGUUCCUGAAAUUUCUAUAAUAUUUCAGUUGUUUAAUCUGUCAAACUAAAAAGUUUAACAUCUUCUAAAGGACCGUGUCAACACCAUAAUAUGUAAUCUCCAGGAGCAACUGCCUGCAAUUUUUAUUUAUUUAGGGAGUUACAUAGGUGAUGGGGGAAAUUAUUAAUUAUCUUUCAUUUACCUGAGAAGUCAAGGUUCCAUCUUGGAGAGGUAGUUUUAAGAAAAAAAGGGCUCUUCUUAGUUAAGGAGCCAUGGUUCUAUUGAUUAAAAGAAAAAAAAAAAGAGAGAGAAACUGUUACAGUGUGAUGCAGAUCAUUUAAAAGAGCAAAAUCAAGUGCAAUUUUGUUUACAAAUGGUGUAUAUUAAAGAUUUUUCUAUUUCAGAUGUACUUUAAAGAGAAAUAUUAGCUUAACUCUUUUGACAUCUGCUAUUAUGACACAUCCCAUUGCUGGCAAUGUGGUGCACACUCCGAAACUUUUAACUACUGUCUUGUAAGCCUUCAAGGGUGGCAUUGUGGAGUCCUAGGCAAUGCUUUGUUUGCCUUCAUGCCAUUCACUGGGUGUUGCACUAGAUGCAGAGAGCUGCUCCAUCUAAGUGCUGUGAUUGAGCACCCUGCUAUUGGGACUGUAUGCUUCAGAAGAGGGAGUUAUACAAAGGAAACAGGUGCUGCUGGCUUAAUUUAAACAGUAAUUCUUGCAUGAAGUAGUGUGGAGGCCCUGGACUGCUGCUCUUUCUUUAGGAUUUGACUGUUCUAAUAUCUGGUGUUGGUUUAGAGACUGUUUAUAAGGGACAUCACAAGGUGAUGGGAUUCAUUUGAAACAUUAUAUUUCUGUUUUAAUGGUUUUAUUCAAUUUUGCCUUCCCAAGAGUUUUGUUCUAUGUAAAAAGUUCAUGCCACUUUUUAAUAUAAAAAAUUUUAACAAAAUUAA
Molecule: messenger RNA, 3065 nt
Organism: Microcebus murinus (gray mouse lemur)
Lineage: Eukaryota; Metazoa; Chordata; Mammalia; Primates; Cheirogaleidae
Source: RefSeq, a predicted model, not a curated record